AAUAGUUUUAGCCAAUUAUUUUUAGUGGUAACAUUUCACAUACUGUCAGUAUUUGACAGCUGAUAUGGUAGAAAGUUAAAAAUCGCCGUCAUCGCAUCGCUCUAACGCGAACGCGUCGCGAUUAGCGACAAAUACAUCCAGAAAUCAACGCAUACUGCAGAAGUAUCGCCUUUGCUGUGCAAUACUAACAUGGCAGAUACAUCAGAUAAAAAUAAAAUAUUAAGAGAACAAAUAAUUGAAACAAUAAGACAGCAUCCAGUUCUUUACGACAGUAAAGUUCAAUGCAGAAAAGAAUUAAGAGAGGCAUUAUGGGAAGAAAUUGCUGAUACUUUCGACCUAGAUGUUCAAAUUCUGAAAGUAAAAUGGAAAAACCUCAGAGAUUGUUACAAGAAACAUAUAAGAGCGCAGACUGAUGACUCUAAAGCACUUUCAUCAUACAAAUAUUGGCAGUGGUCUAAGUAUAUGGAAUUCUUAAGGCCGCAUAUACGUUCAUAUGCAGAAGUCAGUUACCCUACCGAUGAUAAUUUUGAAGCGAGAGGAUAUUCUGAAAAUUUUCUGAAUGUUAAGCUGGAAGAUGCGGAUAACACGAACUUUGGGUCAGAUUCUGAAGCUACUGUAUGUAAACAACCUGCAAAAAGUAAAGAAAAACGUGUUACAAAUUUCGAAUCAGAUUCAGAUCCUUUAGAAUGUGUAAUAGAACAACCUAAUUGGAAAAAGAGACGAAUUAAUGCCGAUCCAAAUGAAAAUCUUAGCAAAAUUCAAAGUAACCUGUAUAAAAAUGUGCAUGAAUUCGACGACGUGGAACUGAUAUUUUUAGGGUAUGCAAAGACUGUUAAGAAAAUGCCAUUGAAAAGGCAGAUAAAUAUAAAGAUGAAGAUUGCGAAGAUAAUGAUGGAAGAAGAAUUAAAAUCCUUAGAUGAUGAGGCAACAUGAUUCCAAACUUAUUAGAUAGUAAAUACAUGUAAAAGAGAGAAAGUAUUUAAGUAUUUAGUGCGUAUCUAAGCAACAGGGAAUAGGUACAUUUUAGUUUGGAAUUUAGGUAUGUGU
This is a messenger RNA of Leguminivora glycinivorella, 1047 nucleotides long. RefSeq lists its product as uncharacterized. The record is from RefSeq and is a predicted model, not a curated record. Gene Ontology annotation, biological process: regulation of transcription by RNA polymerase II. Gene Ontology annotation, cellular component: transcription regulator complex; nucleus. The transcript has 2 exons. Bases 190 to 933 code for a protein of 247 amino acids. Lineage: Eukaryota; Metazoa; Arthropoda; Insecta; Lepidoptera; Tortricidae.